This is a messenger RNA of Arctia plantaginis, 2850 nucleotides long. The record is from the annotation of a GenBank genome assembly. Lineage: Eukaryota; Metazoa; Arthropoda; Insecta; Lepidoptera; Erebidae.
AUGAGAGGGGCAAAGGCGGUAUUUCUGAUACUAUUUUUCGGUCAUCUGUCAGCUCUGCCAGACACAAUCCGAAUAGGUGGUCUAUUUCACCCAGAGGAUGAAAAGCAGGAGGUUGCCUUCCGAUACGCAGUAGAGCGCGUGAACGCAGACCGGGCAGUGCUUCCAAGAGCGAAGCUACUCGCACAAGUGGAGACGAUAUCACCACAAGAUAGCUUUCAUGCAUCAAAACGAGUGUGUCACCUUUUAAGAAGCGGUGUGGCAGCUAUUUUUGGUCCUCAGUCAGCACCGGCAGCAGCCCAUGUCCAAUCCAUCUGCGACACAAUGGAACUGCCCCAUUUAGAAACUAGAUGGGACUAUCGCACUCGACGAGAAUCCUGCCUUGUCAACCUUUAUCCACAUCCCGCUGCGCUCAGCAGAGCUUACGUGGAUUUAGUAAGAGCGUGGGGCUGGAAAUCAUUCACUAUAGUAUAUGAGAAUAGUGAUGGUCUAGUCCGCCUGCAAGAGCUUCUCAAAGCGCACGGACCUUCAGAACUGCCUGUUGCGGUGAGACAACUGCCAGAUUCCCAUGAUUAUAGACCGCUUUUGAAACAAAUAAAAAACUCAGCCGAAUCUCACAUCGUACUUGAUUGUACUACUGAAAGGAUUAGGGAUGUUCUUCAGCAAGCGCAACAAAUUGGAAUGAUGUCGGAUUAUCACAGUUAUCUUAUAACAUCUUUGGAUCUUCAUAGCGUAGACUUAGAAGAGUUCAAAUACGGCGGCACCAAUAUUACAGCAUUAAGAUUACUGGACCCUGAACGUGCUGAUGUACAGAGAGUCGUCCGGGAUUGGGUUUACGACGAAGCGAGAAAAGGACGUAAACUACAACUGGGGCACACCACUGCUAAAGAGAACAUGACCUUUAUAAAGACGGAAACAGCUUUGAUGUACGACGCAGUUCACUUGUUCGCUAAAGCGUUACACGAUCUGGAUACGUCGCAACAAAUCGACGUUAGGCCUCUAUCAUGUGAGGCAGAGGACACUUGGCCCCACGGUUACAGUCUCAUCAAUUACAUGAAAAUCGUUGAAAUGAAAGGCUUAACGGGGGUUAUAAAGUUCGACCAUCAAGGGUUCAGAAGCGAUUUUACCUUGGAUAUAAUUGAAUUAACAAGAGACGGACUACAAAAAGCUGGCACUUGGAACUCCUCCGAGGGCGUCAACUACACCAGGUCCUAUGGCGAGAAUCAAAAACAGAUCGUGGAAAUACUGCAAAACAAAACUCUGAUCGUAACAACCAUUUUGAGUGCACCCUAUUGUAUGAGAAGAGAGGCCAGCGAAAAGCUAACAGGCAACGCACAAUUCGAGGGAUACGCAAUCGAUCUCAUUCACGAGAUAUCUAAAAUUCUGGGCUUCAAUUAUACAUUCAAGCUGGCGCCUGACGGUCGAUACGGAUCCUACAACCGCGAGACUAAAGAGUGGGACGGAAUGAUAAGGGAAUUGUUGGAGCAACGAGCCGACCUCGCCAUCGCUGAUCUCACCAUUACAUACGACAGGGAGCAAGUGGUCGACUUUACAAUGCCGUUCAUGAAUCUUGGUAUCUCGGUUCUCUACCGCAAGCCUAUUAAGCAGCCCCCGAACUUAUUCUCCUUUCUAUCGCCUUUGUCACUCGACGUGUGGAUUUAUAUGGCCACCGCAUAUCUUGGUGUGUCAGUACUACUUUUCAUUCUGGCAAGGUUCACUCCAUACGAAUGGCAUCCAACGCACUCACCCGAAGGCGAAAAAAUGGAAAACAUAUUUUCUCUAGCAAACUGUUUGUGGUUUGCAAUCGGAUCUCUCAUGCAACAAAGCUGUGACUUUUUGCCCAAGUUCAGCCCGUACGAGUGGGACUGCCCCAGGAACUGUCUUGACGAGCCGCCGGUGCUGGAGAAUCAGUUCACUCUGUUGAACUCGCUGUGGUUCACUAUCGGAUCCUUGAUGCAGCAAGGUUCGGAUAUCGCGCCGAAAGCUGUAUCAACUCGUAUGGUAGCCGGUAUGUGGUGGUUUUUCACUUUGAUUAUGAUAUCAUCAUACACUGCUAACUUGGCGGCUUUCCUCACCGUGGAGCGAAUGGAUUCUCCCAUCGAGAGUGCUGAAGACCUUGCUAAACAGACUAAAAUUAAAUAUGGAGCAUUGAAGGGAGGAUCGACGGCUGCAUUUUUUAGGGACUCAAACUUUUCUACCUACCAGCGUAUGUGGUCAUUCAUGGAGUCAGCUAGACCUUCAGUUUUUUCAACAACCAACAAGGAAGGGGAAGAAAGAGUUGUCCGAGGAAAGGGGGCUUACGCAUACCUCAUGGAGUCAACUACGAUUGAAUAUGUAGUGGAGAGAAACUGCGACCUUACUCAAGUUGGAGGCAUGCUUGAUUCGAAAGGCUACGGGAUUGCCAUGCCGCCUAACUCUCCAUACCGAACAGCAAUAAGCGGAGCAGUUUUGAAACUGCAAGAGGAGGGAAAAUUGCACAUACUGAAAACAAAGUGGUGGAAAGAGAAGCGAGGAGGAGGUUCUUGUAGGGAUGAGACAUCAAAGUCAUCGUCGACGGCGAACGAGUUAGGACUAGCAAACGUGGGCGGCGUGUUCGUAGUACUAAUGGGAGGCAUGGGCGUUGCGUGCGUUAUCGCUGUAUGCGAAUUCGUCUGGAAAUCCCGCAAAGUUGCUGUCGAUGAACGGAAGGAAGAGGCAUCCUUGUGUUCGGAGAUGGCUUCGGAGCUACGGUCAGCGCUCAAGUGUCCGGGCGGGGGUGGGGUCGGCGCGGGUGGCGGUCCAGGCGGUGCUCGUGAUGGCGCCGGUUCCCCAUACCUGCACUACGGGUUCAGCACUAAAAGCCAGCUUCACUAG